Messenger RNA from Durusdinium trenchii, 1518 nucleotides. The record is from the annotation of a GenBank genome assembly. NCBI's taxonomy places the organism in Eukaryota, Dinophyceae, Suessiales, Symbiodiniaceae.
AUGCCCCUGGUUCGGGCUCUUCUACUGGAAGAGCAGUGGACGCACAAGAUCCUUCACGAAGGAAAAACCUGGGAGUUGCGCGCAGGGCGGUGUGACAUCAGGGAGCGCAUAGGCUUGGUGGCCACAAGCAAGACAUCGUGCUCAGGAAAGAGAAUGCUUCACGGUGAGGUAGACGUUGUGGAUUGCUUCGAGGCGGAUGCCUUAGGCUUUGCGCAGUGGAUCGACCAGUCAUUUCCGCCUGUGAGCAGGUUUCUCACUGACGCCGACCUGCCGGGCACCGAGAAGUUGAGCGUGUGGCCACCAACGGACGCGUGGCUUCAGGCAAAAUACGUGCAGCUGCCACAUUUGCAUCCAGAUGCUGAUGGUGUCUUAGCGCGGGAUUUCUUUAACCUGUCGUACACAAGCGCUGUGCCUGGCCUUGAGUCUUGGGGCGAGUUCUUGACGAAUGGAGCGGAUGAUAGGAAAGGAGUUCCGGCCCACAAUCACAUUGUAGAGAACUAUGUGCGGGGCAUGGAUAUGGACCGUUCAGAUGUUUUGGUUUUUGCUGACCUCUUGCCCAACCGCCACAUGGAGUUCGGUCGGGCUGUGCUCAAAAGGCAUCUUGACAACCCAACUUCCAGCCCACAGAUUGUCUACAUUGGCUUCGCCCGUGAAGAGCAAAAGGACGUCCAAACGGCCAUGGAGAACAUGGUGUAUUCACAUUGGGACGCCUCGAAAGAUGCUCCGGCAAAAACACGGCCACAGGAGGCUGUGGCUGAUCCAGAGCUUACCCUUCUAACUUGGAGCAACGGCCACCCGCUCUUCCCUGCUUCGGUGUUGGAGAAAUAUGCCACGGGCACAUCAGCGAAUGAUGAAAUUCUCAAGUUGAAGCAGGAGUUUCUUGCUGCGUUCCCAGAGUCUGCGGUAACCGGUGGCGCAGGUGCUGGUCAGAGUCGACAGGCUCAGGGUGGACAGGGGGCAAACCAGCGGGCACGUGGACGGCCAGACUUCAACAUUGAUGGAGGGGCUUCACCUUUGGACGUGACCAGGGUGAUUGACGCAACCUUUGUGAAGGACGCAGACAUGACAAUCACCAGGAAAGCUUAUGUUCAAGCGAAAGGUAUCAAGCCUGCCCUUGUGAUUGACACAGACUUCAACCUGUGGCUGGGGAACGAAGGAGAUUGUGAGACGAAGCUGGAUGCCUGUGAAUUGUGCGGAUUUAAUCUUGGCAACUUCGAAGAGAAGGUAGUGAGCGGUGUUGGGCUGAGUCAACUUUACACCUUCUACCAAAUUACAUGGCUUAUUUUAUACCUGUUGCCCACGCUCAGAGCGGCAAGCUCGAAUCUGAAUUUCCAAGGACUUGGCGAAAAGGAGUUGGCUGGCAUCCCAUUUCGGUUUGCCAACGAUCUCACGAUUGUAUCCUCCGAAAAGAUACCAAUGUCGCUGGCAGCGUACCUUCACCAAAUCUGUGUUUGCAAUGGCAUUGCCACUUUUGAGAUUGCUAACCACGAAGUGAGCCAGAAGCUGUAUGAGGCCUGA